This is a messenger RNA of Zingiber officinale, 2435 nucleotides long. Its product is annotated as pentatricopeptide repeat-containing protein At5g56310-like. NCBI's taxonomy places the organism in Eukaryota, Viridiplantae, Streptophyta, Magnoliopsida, Zingiberales, Zingiberaceae. The record is from RefSeq and is a predicted model, not a curated record. Gene Ontology annotation, molecular function: protein binding; RNA binding. The transcript is spliced from 2 exons. Bases 17 to 1867 code for a protein of 616 amino acids. Gene Ontology annotation, biological process: RNA modification.
GGCUGCUCUCAUUCUUAUGACCCCGCCCCGGCUCUGUUCCCUUGCUAUCUCACUCCGCCGCCUCCGAAGUGCGCCGUCUUUCACCCAUAAAGAACUCCUCCAGUUCCAAACCCUCCUCAUCGUCCACCCUUCUCCUCCCUACUCUCUCCUCCAUUUCCUCCCGGACUUCCUCUCUCGCUUCGCCCGCUCUCGCCCUGUCUCCCACACGUCGCUUCUCCUCCGCCACUUCUCCGCCUUCCGCCCUUCCUCUCUAUGGAGCCACUUCCUACGCUCCAUAUCCCACCACCAUCCCCACGCCCGCUCCCUCCUCCUCCUCCUCUGCCACGCCGUGGACCAUCAAGACCGCCUCCCCGACUGGGCCAUCCUCACCCUGCUGCUUCCCCGCUGCGCCGCUCUCCCCGAAGCUAGUGACGUCUUCGGAAGGGUCAUCCAUUGCCAGAUUCUCACUUCGGGUCUCGCACCAGACCACGUUCUCAUGACAGGGCUGCUCGCCUAUUACUCGAAAUGCGGUGACCUGCCUUCCGCGAAAAAAGUGUUCGCCGAAAUGCCUGGUAAGGACGUGAUCGCCCACAAUGCUAUGAUCGCCGCUCUGAGCUGCCAUGGGCUGGCGGAGGACGCUCGGACACUCUUUGACCAGAUGUGCGAGCGAAGCUCAGCAUCCUGGAGCUCAAUGAUCACUUGCUACUGCAAGCUGGGCUACCUUGAUUCUGCUCGUCAAUUGUUUGACUGGAAUCCGAUCAAGGAUGUCGUCUCUUGGAACGCGAUGAUCGAUGGCUACUGUAAGAUGGGGAAUUUGGUUAAGGCUCGCGAGCUGUUCGAUCAAAUGGGGGCAUUGAAGGACGCAGUGACAUGGAACACUUUGAUCUCUGGAUAUUCACAUCAUAGAGAAUUUGGAAUGGCAAUCACUAUGUUUCAGUUGAUGCAGAUGGAGAAUGUGAAGCCUACAGAGAUAACCAUGGCUAGCCUGCUGUCGGCCUGUGCCCACUUGGGUGCUUUGCACAUGGGCAGAUGGAUCCAUGCCUACAUUCAGAACCACAGACUGAAAAUUGAUUUGGUAUUAGGCAAUGCCCUCGUAGUCAUGUACUUCAAAUGUGGGGAUGUGGAGACUGCUCUGUCUGUCUUUCAUGGGAUGCCUAUCAGAAACAUUUUCUGUUGGAAUUCUGUCAUUGCAGGACUUGGGACAAAUGGUUACGGUCAACAAGCUAUAGAAACGUUUCUUGAGAUGAACAGACUAGAGAGAAUUAAACCAGAUGGAGUGACCUUUGUGGGGCUCCUCUCUGCAUGCAGUCAUUCAGGGUUUGUAGCUGAGGGCAAACAAUAUUUUUCUCAGAUGCUUCAUAUUUAUGGAGUUGAACCCCAGAUCGAACACUAUGGUUGCAUGGUUGACAUUCUAGGGCGGGCGGGCUUUCUCAAAGAUGCAUUGCAUCUACUAGAGACAAUGCCAGUUCGACCUAAUGCAAUAGUCUGGGGAAGUUUGCUCCGUGCUUGCCACAUUCAUAGGGACAGUAAAGUAAGUGAACAAGUAACCCAACAUCUGCUAGAGUUGGAUCCAAAUGAUGAAGCUAAUUAUGUCCUCCUAUCAAACAUAUAUGCAUCUUCCAGACGUUGGGACGAUGUAGAGAAAUGCCGGGGCAUCAUGUUCAGAAAAAAAGUGCACAAGUCACCCGGUUGUAGUUCAAUUGAGGUAAACAGCAGGCUUCAUGAGUUUUUGGUUGGCGAUACCUCACAUCCUCAGUUCGAGCAGAUAUAUGCUUUUCUUGCUGGUAUCGAGAAGGAACUGAGGGAGCUUGGGUACCAAUCAAAUACAGAUUCUGCACUUCACCAUAUAGAGGAUGAGAAGGAAAAAUGGAGUGAUGUACCACAGUGAAAAGUUUGCAAUCGCUUUGGGAAUAUCAUGAGUACACCAGAGAAAGCCCCCUUGAGUUGUGGAAAACUUAAGAAUAUGCAUCUUCUGCCAUGAAGCAGCAAAGCUGCUUCACCAUUUCGAGAAUGAAAUCUGUUCUUGCAACGACAAAUGGUGAAGAUAAGUGGACAUGUAUAGCACAAUCUCUGUCAAUGCAUCCAUGUGAUGGCGGUUCCAACUUUCCCAUUCAUUAAGGUAAUUUAUCACGCAGGGAACUGAGAUUUGCUGGUUAGAAGAGGUAGAAUUGUGUGUGUGUGUGUGUUUUUAUGAUAAUCCAGCUACAUCCAGACUCUCACACACCCAACUAAUCUCGGAGAUGGACGACCUUCUCCCCGGUUCGGAAGCGCAAGCGGCUUUUCACCCAACAAUCAGCAUAUAUUUUUCAUUCUACGGGAAGAAAAUGUCUGUACUUGAUUACUUUAUUGAAUGUCUUGUUGCUUAUCCAUGCCGGGGCGGUGGGGUUGUGUUUACACACUAGCAUGAAGGCUGGCAUAACGCAAGAAGAGCAAUGAUGUAUAGACAGUGACUCUUU